AAAAAUUGCUUUGACAUAUCUUGCUUCUGUGCAGAUGCAAAAAAUGUAGUUUUCUUGUUUUUGUUUAUGAGUUUGGAAUGCCGGGAGAUGAUUGGUCUUGUGGGUGUACUUUCGCUUGCCGUUGAUAUAUGUCCUGCAGAUAAGCUGGCCCCCUGAGGGGCUGACAGCAAGUGCGACAAGUUAGUAUUUUAGACGUGGAGCAGUACCUGGGAGAUUUUCGGUUGAGUUGGUCUGUUUGUGAAGUUACCAACGUGGGAGCUGACCAGUGAAAGUGGAGACGUUAUUGUCUAUCUAGAUGCGUAUCCGGUUGUUGAUAGUUGAUAAGAACAGUGGUGAUAACGAUACGCCGAUCGUUUGGUGGCAAAUUAAGUUCAAUUUGUGAUUUCGGUGUGAUUGAGCAAUUGUGCAACACAAUUGUCCGUGGGUAAUGAGGCUAUCACCUGCUGAUAGCAGUCCCAUUCAAUUCGCGGUCGGCACAUAGUAGCAACAUAACCCCUCGUAAUUUGUGAGUAGUGAUUACUGACAUCAGAAUGGCUAGUUGGAUCGAAUACACAAGCCCAUCAUGGCGAGAACUCAAUAUGCAGAAGCUUUCAGUAGAUCAGGCGUAUCUGCGAGCGAUCUCAACUACCAACGAGGACAGCUGGGUGUACAGCCUUUCGGAGGAAUGUUACAAGUGUCCCUAUUCAAAACUUUUGAGCAUUUCACCUCAUAAACGCAUCCACACAAAAAUCGGCGUAGCUCGCAGUGUUUUCUUCAAGGUAUUCGACCAAGAUGUGGGCGACUAUGCAUUCGAAAACCAGACCGCGAUAUGUGAAAUCGCGACAAACCUGGGCGAAUUCGGUGUUUACAAUUUAACGGUUACCGACAACAAAACCUGCACUUUCACCACGGACAAAGAGCCAGUGGAUAUUUAUUUGCCAAUGCUACUGGUGGCAAUUAUAUUUGCGUCCAUAACGAUAAUUCUGCAAGCUACGAGAUACUUGUACAAACGAUGUAGUCGUUUGGCCGAAACAGGAGAUUCUGGCGACGAAUUAGUUGACAUGAAUAAGAAAGUACCAGUCAAAAAACGUAUGAAGAGUAUCGACACAUUCCGCGGGAUAAUUAUUGUUUUAAUGAUUUUUGUAAAUAAUGGCGGCGGUGAAUAUUGGUGGAUCGACCAUGCACCUUGGAAUGGACUGCAUGUUGCUGACCUCGUCUUCCCGUCAUUCAUUUGGAUAAUGGGUGUAUGCAUACCUCUUUCAAUUAAAUCGCAGCUUGGACGGAAUAUCUCUAAAAAGUCCAUACUUUUGAAUAUACUUUGGCGAUCUGUUAAGCUUUUCUUAAUUGGAUUAUUCUUGAAUUCAAUCAAUGGCGCCAAAUUUGAAGAUCUACGAAUAAUGGGAAUACUUCAAAGACUUGGGAUAGCAUAUUUCUUGGUUGCAUCGCUCUAUACGAUUUUUGUUACAAACGAAUAUAUUUUACCACAGGGAAGAGUGAAGCGGGCAUUAUUCGAUAUCAUUUAUAUAAAAUAUGUAUGGAUAUUUGGAAUAGCCAUUACAGCAGUGAAUAUGGCGAUAAUUUAUGCUUUGGAUGUUCCCGGAUGCCCAAGAGGAUAUUUGGGACCUGGUGGGACUCAUGAGAUGGGCUCCUAUAAGGAUUGUAUGGGCGGUGCUGCCGGUUACAUAGAUAAAUUGAUCCUCGGGACAAAUCAUAUAUACCAGCAUCCUACGGCUAAAAAGAUAUACAAUUCGACUGCAUUCGAUCCUGAAGGCCUUUUAGGGUGUUUGUUGACCACAGUGCAAACAAUUCUUGGUUUACAAUGCGGGACAACUAUCCUGAUAUAUACAACAUGGAAAUCGCGGGUGAAUCGUUGGCUGAGCUGGAGUGUAGGUUGUGGAGUGAUCGCUGGAGUUCUAUGUCUGUUUUCGAAGGAGGAAGGUUGGAUUCCCGUUAAUAAGAAUCUGAUGUCUCUGUCGUUCGUACUUGCGACAUCAUCUAUGGCAUUUCUCUUCGAAGCUCUUUGCUUUCUCCUGAUUGACGUGAAAGGGAAAUGGAACGGAUAUCCAUUUUUACAAUGUGGAAUGAAUGCUAUUUUACUUUAUGUUGGACAUUCCGUGCUGCAUAAAAUGCUGCCGUGGCAUUGGAGUACCGGUUUGAUGAACACGCAUUUUAUGCUUCUAUUAAAAUGUACCUGGACAACUUUUUUGUGGAUUAUAGUAGCAAUCUAUUGUUAUAAGAAGAAUUUUUUCUAUGUUUUGUAGUAAUUUUAAAUAUUAAAUGGUAAUACAUAUCUACAUUUA
Hermetia illucens (black soldier fly) is the source of this 2279-nucleotide messenger RNA. It is a transcript of the gene Hgsnat, whose product is annotated as heparan-alpha-glucosaminide N-acetyltransferase. The record is from RefSeq and is a predicted model, not a curated record. Lineage: Eukaryota; Metazoa; Arthropoda; Insecta; Diptera; Stratiomyidae.